UUGUGGAUACUAUUUUCUAUGAGGCACAAAGACAAGGAAGAAUAUCAUUUUAUCUGACAACAAUUGGUGAAGAGGCAAUCAAUAUUGCAUCUGCUGCAACUCUUAACAUCAAUGACUUUGUCAUUCCUCAGAUCAACAAAGAACUUGCUGUGAAAAUGUAUGCUGACAUGACAACACUGCAAGUUAUGGAUACUAUUUUCUAUGAGGAACAAAGACAAGGAAGAAUAUAAUUUUAUCUUUUUUUUUUAACAUAAAUGACUUUUUCUUUUCCUCAGGUUUUACUUUUUAUGAUCUUUUAUAAUUACUUUCAUAGAUUAAAAUCAUCAAAAAUUUGAACGCAUCUAAAGACAAAAAGAUCCUUUAUACCUUUAAGAAAUAUAAAAAGAAUUGAUCUUGUUAAUUAAAUAAGUCAAGUUUUAGUAUUUACCUGAACUGAAUCACUAUUCAUGAUUAUAUGUCCAUUUUCAUUAAACACUCGAUAACAAUGAGCCCUUUCCUCUAUAGUUUUAGAUGUGAAAGUUAGUUUUGGGAUAAAAUUGACUUUUCCACCUGGAAAAUCUAGGUCUUCCCUAGAAGGAGCUUCAUUAGAGAACUGCAUCAGGGUAUGUGUGUUAAUAGGGGUAUAAAAAAAAUGAAAGUGAUUAUUCAUAAACGAUAUGAUAUUUUGUAGUUGUUCUGAUUUAUAUAUGUAUCUCCACGUAACCCCCUGGCCCCACAAAUUAUUGCAUACUAUAAUUUUUUCAGUCAAGUGCACCCAACUCAAAGAUACAUGUGGUCAAUUGAUGUGUAUGCUAGUUGUGGAAUGAAUGGUUACUUGUGGUUGUGUGAGAGAAAUGGUUUCAGGAUGGUGCUUCCGACCCUAAUUAAUGGCUUAGGGGAUAUUAUGAAUAACCAUGUCAUAAAUGUGACGUAUAUAAAUCCAACACCUCAUAAACAUAUUCCAGAACCUCCAAAAGGUGUAGUCAUGCCAAAGAAGGUUCUUCAGGAGACCGUGGCAAGGCGAAGGCGUGAUCGUACCGCUCCUCAUGUUUAUGUUGUGAUGUGAUUCUCGGAAUACUUUAAUUUAAUUGUAUUGAAAACCUUUUUUUGAUAAUUUAAUGAAAUUGGGUUGUUUUUGAAAAAUUUAAAUUGGAUGGAAUUUUUCGGUUGUUACAAGUUGGUAUCAGAGCCUUGGUUUGAGUGAAUUGGAGGAUCACUCGUGUGACUCCAGUCUCAAAUCGAGGAGGGUUUUCAAAAGAGUAUUUAAAAUGGUUUUCAAAAUGAGUAAAGGAGGACGUGGAGGUACGAUCAAUCGGAGCCAGUAAGUAACCCCAAAAUACCAUACAUGAUAUUUGUUUUUGAGCUUUUAUAGAACAGCAUGCUAGUGCUAGGCUAGGGAUCUUCAGGAUUUCAUGAUAAAGUUGCCUGAUUUAUGAUGCCUGUUAGCCUAGGGUUUCCUUGUGGGAGAUUUCUAGUGUUCCUCUAGUAGUGAGGGUUGAGCGUUUGUUAUGUAUGUUUUCACUAGGGUGUUGUGGUAGUACUUCAUACAAAUAUGGGUAGGUGUGGAAGGCAGUAUGGGCCCGUACUACUGAAAGCACAGGACCCAUACGCGUAUCAAGGAAACCAUGACCUCUAGGGUUGGAUUGAGAGUUGGUUCCCGGGAUAGUGGGAAGAAUCUGAGAUUUUGUGGUGUAUUUCAGUAUGGAGAUUUCGAGGCAUGCUGGGAGUGGAUCCGGGUCAGGAUCGGGAGCAGGAGAGGGAGUUCCGGGCAGGUCAGUACCGCCGGAGGUUAUUGGUCAGAUGAGCACGUGCGAGCUGGAUGCGAGGAUUCGUGAGAUCCCGCGUGAUGAGAUUGCUGCAUUGUUCCGGGCUGAGUUGCCGAAACUGUUUGGGUCGAUCAAGACCGACAUGGUUGAGUAUUUUGAUGAGCGCUAUGCAGCUCUCACAGAGACGGCUGCCGCGGCGGCUACAACGGCUGUACCAGCGGCAGGGGGAGGAGCUGGUCGGGGUUUUCAGUAUCGGGAUUUCGAUAAUACGAAGCCUCCCACCUUUGAUGGAGUUCAGGACUCAAUUGUUGCUAUGAGAUGGUUAUCGGACGUGGAGGGGUGUUUCUUCACGUGUUCAUGCCCUGCCGAUCAGCGGGUGCGGUGUGCUCUGAACCUGUUGAGGCUCGGGGCGAAGGAUUGGUGGAGAUUGACCAUGGGGUCAUAUUCGGAUGCGCAGAGGGCUGCGGUUUCAUGGGAUCAGUUCAGAGAGAUGUUCAGCACUCGUUAUGUUCCGCGGGUUGAGAAAGAGAGAUUGGCUCAGGAGUUCCUGGAGCUAAAGCAGGGAUCGGAGUCGGUGACUGAGAUCACCAGGAUGUUCACUGAGAGGGCGAUGUUUUGCCCUGAGUUCGCUUCGGAGCAGGCUCAGAUGGCCCGAUAUCUGAGUAUGGUCAAGAGAGAUAUCAGACAGUUUGUGUCUACGCAGAGGUGCGAGACUUUGUUGGAGUUGCAGGAGGCCGCUAGGCGGCGUGAGUUGGAGAUUGAGUUGCAAUUGCGUGAGCUGAGGCAGGCUCCGGUGCAGUCGCAACCAGCGCCGAAACGGUCCAAGACCGUUGAUUCUAGGGUGGGAGAUCAGAGCAGCCACGCUUGUGGGAAGUGUGGGAAGGGUCACACCGGAGUUUGUAGGUCCGGUGGUGCAUGCCGCAAGUGCGGAAAGGAGGGGCACUAUGCGAGGGAUUGUCGGCAGUCAGCGCCAGUUCGGGAUUUGAGGAUUUGUUAUCAUUGUCAUCAGGUUAGAAAUUUUAGGGUCAACUGUCCACAGCUUGUUGCAGGACCGGUGCAGGCUCCAGCACCGGCCACUUUGAGGAUCACAGGUGGAGGUCAGGGUGGAGUGGAGCCCCCAAGGGCUCAGGGUCGUGCUUUUCAGCUUGCAGCAGAGGAGGUCAGAGCAGUGCCGAAUGCAGCUGCGAGUAUGUUUCUUUCUUGAUGUCUUGUUUAUCUUAUGGUUAUUGUGGAGUAUUGUUUAUCUGCUAGUCUCAUUGUGUGGUUUUCGGUGCAGUAUUCGUUGUUCUUUGAGGGUUAUGGUUUGGUUAUGGGUUAGUGUUGGGAAUUUUGUUGGUUAUCAUUCAUGGGGGUUAUUAGUGGAAAUCUGGCGUCUGAUUUGAGGGAUGGGUAGCAUCUGCAUUCUGAGGAGUGGUUAGUUGCAGAUUGAGUUUCUUUUGAGCUCGGGUCGAUCAGCGUUGAUAUGUGUUUUUGUGAAGGUUGUUUGCACUUAAGGGACGCAGUUCGUGUGUAAGUGAUUGUGUUGUGUAAGGUUGUUGAGGGAGGUCGAUGUUGGCGACCGGUGAUUGAUAGUCAGUGCUAUAAGUGGGGGAGAAUUGGAAGAUUCUCUGGAAGAUCGAUGAGCAUGUGAGGUUGUUUAGCUGUUUGGGAUCCAACUAUAUUCUGUCAGCCAAGAGCGUAGGCUGGUAUGAGUAAGUGGCAGGCAUGCGGGGCAGGAUACAGACCAAGGGUACUUGAUUGUGGAGGGCUUGGUAUCAGGCCGGGAUUGAGUUUGUAUGAUGGAGAUAGAGUUCGGAACCCCUAGAGGGCUAGAACGGUAUGCAUGGGAGGAAUCUCCCAGAGAGAUAACUCGGAAUGAUGAAUGCUAGUUGAGCAGUCCGGAUAGACUGAAGGCCGGUAGGCGUACCAGUCAGGCCGAAGGCUCGAAGAACGGUCCAGCCAGGCUGAAGGCCCUGGAGGGCGGUCUAGAUUGGCUGAAGGUUCUGAGAGUGGUCCAGAUUGGCUGAAGGCCUGGUAAGGCGGUCCAGUCAUGCUGAAGACUCUGCAGGUAUUGUUAGAUCGGUUUGAGGAAAUGGAUUGAGUAUGUUGCGAUGUGUUAGCAUUAGAGGGUCUAGCCCCGGGUAUUGAUCUUGAUUAGUGGAGAUGGUGCAUGGACUCGAGAGUCCUUGCGAGCAGAUUCAGAGCAUGUGUGUUGCAUGGAUAGCGGUUAUGCUAUAAGGGAGUGGUGUAGCGUUGGA
Lactuca sativa (garden lettuce) is the source of this 3982-nucleotide messenger RNA. Its product is annotated as 5'-3' exoribonuclease 4-like. Gene Ontology annotation, molecular function: zinc ion binding; nucleic acid binding. The record is from RefSeq and is a predicted model, not a curated record. NCBI's taxonomy places the organism in Eukaryota, Viridiplantae, Streptophyta, Magnoliopsida, Asterales, Asteraceae.